AACCUUACAUCGUAAAUUUGGUAAACUUCAUUUCUUUCGAAAGCCUAUAUAUCCAAUUAAUGCCAACCAAUUUGGUGGCAUGCACGGAUUUCAAUUGUGUCAUUGAUAAUCAUGACCUAAAUUUCAAACGGUCCCAUCUCUCAUGGAUCGAAAAGCUGGAGGAGAAAGAAAAUAACAGCACCGAGACAAAGUAGAGAUGCUGAUUGUUGAAGCAUGGUUCAUGUGGAGAUCAUUGAAAUCAAUGCUGAAGUAGUUUUUUUUUUUUAAACGUUUACCAGAAUUCUUAGCCCAACCCAUUCUUUUGGCGACGGCAAAGUCAAGACCCGGUUUCCAAUACUCGCUAGCUGUUGUCUUAUUUCCUCGUCAUGAAAGACGAUAUCUCGAUGGACAAUUCUUUAUAAAUAUGUUAAUAAGUUGACAAAUCAUUUAAUUUAUUUGUCAGCUCAACAACAAGCAUCAUAUUGUGUCAAACUCAGGACUCGAAAAUAGUGAAUUAAUCACGAUAUGUGCUAAACUUAACUUCAGUUCAGCUAUAUGAAUACAAGUAAGUGGACCAAUCAUUCAGGUUCGAAAGCCUCGAAUCACGUUAUCUCACAAUCACUAACAAUGACGAAAUGAAAACGGUGUAUACAUAAACGCUCGCUCUAAUCAGCUACGAGUUGGAAGUCUCGAAUCGAGCCCAUGUAUAUUAUCACGUGUGCUUUUUUUUUCUUUUUUUCUUUCCCCUAAUUCUGCAGCAGUCGGGGGGAAUGGGCCUCACUCCUCUCAGGUGGUUGAGAUCAUGAAGAAGAGGGAGAAACUCGAUGGAGAGUGAUAUUUCAAAGAAGAAGAAAAAAAAGCUGACCCUCUCUGCUCUUUGCUGGAAUCAUUUGCAAAGAUGCUCUGUUUUCUGUAGCAGUCCACGCCACCUGCACUGCCAUGACUUUGGGCUUUCAGAGUUUUCCACCUUUCAUUUCGAAGUUCUAUAGCAUCAGAGACUGUAGGAAAAGAAAGAAGAAGAGGGGAAUCGUGCAGGUAAAAAAAUCAUUGCCGUGAGGUUGAGUCAUGUUCAAUCUCUUGUCUUGAUGUGCCAUGCAGGUGUACGUCCUUUUUUAUUCUGUUGGGGAUAGGGAUGAUUCACUUCCAAUGCUUCACGAGUCACGUCUUGUGGCUAGGCUUAGCUAGUCAUGAGUCGCAUUUCAUUAAGAAAUCUUUGAACCUAGACGGAUUCACGGCAUGGAUAUAUGUGAUUACUCGUCUGUGAAGAUACGUUGUUAGGUGCUCCAUUUUAUUUUCCCAUUGAGGCCGAACCUAAACCUGUGCUCGAGAGAUAGCAGUCCAUACACUGAUAAGGGAUGUAUGGAUUCUCGAGAAGAGAGGGACAAUUUCAUAUAUAUAUUAGUGGUGGCUAUCAGGAACCUGUUAAUUCAAAUAACUCGAGUUUUUGGUAGAAGUUUAAUAAUGAAUUUUAUAUCACUUACUCACAUGCCCCCCCUCAAACGAAAGCGCCACUCACAGGGGGCGUAAAGUUUGCAUAGGUCCGAUAAUUCUACGUGUUUAACAAAUGGGGGUUGCCAGGAUUGGAACACGACACCUCUAGGUCACAGAAGACUCUGGUAUCAUAUCAAGAACCAGUUGAUCGAUCCGAAUAACUCGAUUUUUUGGGGGAGGUUCAAUAAUAGAUCUUAUACGACUUACUAACAUUGAUUUUUUUCGGUGCACUCACAAAAAUGAGUGCAUUUGACUAUAGCUUUAAAACAUCGGAUUUUGAAUUUUAAACCUAAUUCCUUACCCUUCAAUUUCUAACACUAACCCUAAACCCCAAAUUAUAAACCCUAACCUUGAAUCACUAUACUCUAAAACCUUCAAAUCAAAGUAAACCCUAAAUGAUGCUUUGUGUAAGUUCAUGUACUUUCUAGUUCAUUGUCUCACCAUUGACAAUUGACAUCACUUUGACAUGAAUCGUUUGCUCAGAAUGACGAUUAUGAGACGAAUGUAUGCAUGGAGUGCACCCAAAACCCAUAUUAAUCCUGCUCUUUCUAAGUCGUCCGUCCUCUCACUGUCCUUCCAAAUAAUUAAUGAUCAUUACCUUAUCCGUAACAAUGUCACUAAUCAUCAUGUGUUGUCCUUGAUUUACUACACCUUCACAACUUUCAUUUUCAUGUCAAGGACGAAGCAAAGCCAAGUUUUGAGACGCCAAGUUAAACACCGUCGCCAACUUCUCCACUGGCUCCAUUGGACGACAAGGCAGAUGACGACGACAGCCGAUAUGAAGAUUCGAUCCAAGGACGUGUGACGACGAUCGACUAGUACUGUCCACAAUAUCCCCAGAGGAAACGAAGAAAAAGUUGGAAACGGAAGAUUGGAGGUGGCUGGGCGCUGCUGAUUAGACAAAUAUAUAAUUAUUAAAAAAUAUAUAAUUAUUAAAAAAUAUAUAAUUAUUAAAAAAUAUAAUUAUUAAAAAAUAACACAUCUGUAUAUUAAAACAAAUAGGCUAGAUCAUGAUAAGAAUGAGAAGACACAAUAAUAUGUGUCUACAAAAUAAUAGAAGUUUCAUAAAUAGCCAAAAAAAAGUUGAUUUUGUAUUCUUUUUCGGUCAAAAGGUAAAAUUAUUUAUAACUAAAACAAAAAAUUAUAUUCAUUUCAUUCAUAAAUUUUCUCUUUAAUAAUUAUUUUUUCUAAGAAUACCGUUAUUUUAAUACAUUACUGAUAUUGUACUUGACAAAAUGCUUCGUUAUAUUUUGUGCGUGUCCUUUGUUGGUGGUAGGUGGCAUACUGUGUUGUGGGUGGGUUAAGCUAAAAAUGUCAUUUUCCAUUAAUUUAUGGCUAUUAUAAUUAUCGGCUACAUAAUUGAGCUAUUAUCUUUUCGCUUUGUGUUUGGAGAAAUGUUAGCCAAGGAGUAUUAAUGGACGUCCUUUUCCUUCAUCUAGGAGAGUACCUAGAAUAUUUUUAUAGACAGAUUUAUAAAUUAAGUAAUUCUUUAUCGAAAUACAAAUAAGAAUCUCUUUUGUUAUAUGAUUUCUUCUUCAUAUAGAUCGUCUAGGGACAAUUACUUAAAAAUACAUUUUGUGCAACAACCUUCCUUUUUUUUACGUAAUCUAGAUAUGAAAGUGUUUAAUCCGAAAUGAUCAAAUCAAAACAAGAACCUUACGAUUGAGGAUAAGUGAACCAAAUUAAAUGACCAACUGAUCAAUCAUACUCUCACUAGAUUUGAAGAAUCUUUUUUUAAUGUAUAAUGUUUUACUUAAAUGUGAUAAAAAAAAUAACUCCCGAGCUUUUAUUUUUAAUAAGGUUUAAUUUUUUUUGUUAGAUGAUAUUUAAAGGAUUUGAACUUUUUUUUACAAUAGGAAUCUGAACUUUAGACUUCCAGGUUCAAAAUUGAUUGUAUUAACGCUAGACAAAACUCAUUUUCGCAAAUUUUGAGCUUUUAAUGGUAAUACAAUUUUGGUCUUUUUUAAUAACUCAAAGUAUGCCUUUUGCAAAACCCAUUUAUCACUACCUCACAUUCACCCCUAUUCCCAAAAUAUUUUUGUUGUUAUGAUUUGAAUGGACUCCUAGGACUGGUUUCAUCACUAGGUCACGUGUUUAACUUCUUAUGACCCUCAUAUUAACCGUUUAUUUAGCAAUUAGCACAUAUAGUAUAUGACAGAUCUAUGCAAGACUUCAAACCCAUAAACUUUUGUUUAAAAGAACAUGUAAUAUCUCAAAAUGUAGUAAGAUAAAUCUCUCAACAAAUCGAAGUAGUUGGCAUAAAUGGGUGACCUUGUGUAAUGACUAAUGGCACAUACCAUUCCCCAAAUAAAUAGGAGCGACCCACCACGUACACUAGUCCUCCCUACUCCCAUCUUUUCCUUCUUUUCCUUAUCACUUCUGCCCGCAUUCAAUCAUAGUUAUUGAUCAACACCAAACUUUUCCUACCAAACCAUUUGGUCGAUCUGAUGCAGUGCAAGAAACCAUCAUAUAAUUUCCACCCAGGUGGUAGGCUCCAACUAUGCAUGGUGGUCUGCAUUUUGUUUUUGUUUGUUGAUCGUUUGAUCUCAUACAGGCUCAUCAUCAGGUGGGUAGUGAAGAUUUGAGCACGAAAUCUAUUUCACGUUCAAAUCGAGUUUCGAUACCACGGAGAAUUGAUCAGCGAAACAGUCGAACAAGAUAUACGAAAAUAAGUGAUUUCAGUUCCA
This is a messenger RNA of Linum trigynum, 4157 nucleotides long. NCBI's taxonomy places the organism in Eukaryota, Viridiplantae, Streptophyta, Magnoliopsida, Malpighiales, Linaceae. The record is from the annotation of a GenBank genome assembly.